Molecule: messenger RNA, 1908 nt
Organism: Saccharomyces paradoxus
Lineage: Eukaryota; Fungi; Ascomycota; Saccharomycetes; Saccharomycetales; Saccharomycetaceae
Gene: PIB2
Product: Pib2p
Exons: 1
Coding region: 1-1908 (635 amino acids)
Molecular function (GO): metal ion binding
Source: RefSeq, a predicted model, not a curated record
AUGGCUGCGUUGCAUAGUGUAUCCAAAACACCAGCGAUCAAGGAGGAGGAGGAGGACGGUGACGAGCGAGACGGCGGAGGGGUUUCCCUGGGACCCAGGAACCAUGACUACCGUGACAGGAAUGGCGAUGAAGAGAGCGGUGCUGAUACAGUGACGUCCCCUAUCACGUUUGAAAAGCAGAAGAUAGCGCCCAGAACGUCAACGCAUUCAGAACAGAGCAUAUUGAGCAGUAUCUCGCUGAAAUCGAUGGUAAAUCAACAUCGGCAGCAGCAGUUGCAGCAGGAGAGCUCAACAGGGACUGGUACCGGGUUCGUUGACAGAAAGCAGCAGAUCCAAUCGCCAGCGAUGGUAUCCAUAUUGAGGAAAAACUCUGCUGAGGAGAAUAUUCGCAGCAGCCACAGUAGCAAGCUCGGUGAAGAGAUGGCAGAUGGCAGGAAGGCUUCUAGUAGCAAGGAGAUCGGGAAGACGCUGCCAUUUACAGAUGACCAAAGAUCGAACCCUGAACUAGACCCUAGCAGUAGCAUGCCGGAUGUUAGCAGGGGCAAGAAUACGAAGAGCAAAGCUGUGUUCAAUGAGUUAGAAAACGAUUCCGAUGAGGACGACGAAGUUCGACAGAAGAACCUAACCACGCAGGCUUUACGGAAACUGUCGUCGUUCAAGAUGAAUGCUAGUUCUAAUUUGCGGUUGAGCAAGGAAAACAAGGCGAAAGAGUCUUCAUCCUCGUCCACGUCUUCCGCGUCUUCGUCGUCGGUGUCCAAAGCGGAAAACAUCGUGGACAAGCUGACCACGACGAACUCUAGCUCAAUGUCCCAGCUACGGUUUGGCAAGACCAACGUUAUCGUUGAUUCAAUGAAUCAUGCGGCCAAACCACCGAACCAGCAGAUGCUAAGGAAACCCUCGCUGGACUUUUUGCCACAACCUGCUUCGAGCACUAACCUGAAUUUCAACUCCAAUAAACAUAAAUCAAAUGUAAGACAGAUCAAUAACCCCAAAAAACCGCUGUACAUCCCUGCCGUACUGAGGAAAGUUUCAGAGACGAAUAUAACCAAUGACGAUCUGUUGAAUGCAACAUUGUCGUCUUACUACAAGAAGGCGUCUAACUUGGAACAUAACUUCAUUCCAAAUAGAUCGCAAUCUGCCAGCGUUCAGAACGCAAACAAUCUAAGAAUCAUAUCCUCUCAAUCCAGCGUACAAUCAAACACAUCGUCAAUCUUGGAAAGCUACAAAAACAAAAUAUCCUCGUAUUUGUUCCCGAAUUCUAUUCCGAACAGCGACCGAAUCAACUUAAUACCAACCAUCUCAAACAGAAAUUCUACCAGAGUGAACCCGCCCACUAAGGACCACUGGAUCCCAGAUAGCAAGAGAAAUUCAUGCCGCUACUGCCAUAAGCCUUUCACUCUAUGGGAGAGGAAACAUCAUUGCAGACACUGUGGGGACAUCUUUUGCCAAGACCAUCUGCGCCAUUGGCUGUACCUGGAUUCUCAAGCCAAUUUUAUAAUGAUCAAUGAACUAAACAACGGUGGCAUAAAUGGCGGCGGCACUUUGUGUAAAAUAUGCGAUGACUGCCUGGUCGAGUACGAGAAUCUUUCAACUACGAACCAUAAUCCGAACACGAAUGAGGAUGACAGAAACAUUGAAGAGGGUGAGGAAGAUGAUAAUGACAACAAGAAGAAUUUGCGUAAUUACUACAAAAAUAGGCAGAUGAACACUCUUUUCAGAACAAGGAAGGGUGGUUCAUCCCAAGAGCACGCUACGGUCGAUCGGGACUCGUCAACGCCCAUUCAGGUGAAAUCGAAUGAUGACGAAACAGAAAACGAUAAUACUGGGGGAGAACAAGAAGAAGGUAACGAUGUUCUGGGCAGUGUAAUCGGCUCCGUGCCUGCAAACUGGAACUGGAGUAGUUUCUGA